AUGGAAUGUGUAUAUCGGUUAUUACCUACUGUUAACCAGUAUGACUGGGGGAAAUCUAGUGAAAAUUCACUAGUAUAUCAAUUGUUUAAAAACUAUUUAAAGCUUAAAUUGGUGAAGGGUUGGAAUCUUGAUGUUAGCGCCCCCUUUUCUGAGCUUUGGUUAGGCACUCACCCUUCAAGUCCUUCUUCAGUUUUGCCUUCAUGUGAACGGGAUGUUACUUUGGACACUUAUGAGGGGAGUCCUGGUCAUCAAUGCGGUGAUUCUUGUUCCUUUCAGAGUUCCGUCUUAUCUUUUCCAGACCUUUUGAACCAGAUGCAUUCUGACUCAACGGACUCUGAGAGUCGAAAUUUAAAUAUUUUGUUCAAGGUUUUGUCCAUUCAAAAACCAUUAAGUAUUCAAAUGCACCCCGACGAUAAGAGCGCGGCUGAGCUUUUUAGUGCUCGUCACCCUGGAAUUGUGGAUAACUCCUCGAAACCUGAAAUGUGUAUUGCCCUUUCUAAGUUCAAAGCCAUGUGUGGUUUUCGGGAGAUUUCGGAAAUCUUUAAAUUCUCCGAAAAAUACGAUGAGUUUAAAACGUUCUUAGGAAAAGAGCUGACUUCUCGUUACUCCCACUCAGAUCCAAAAACCUUGUACAUCGAAAUCCUAAAAAGAUUUUUUUCCUUAGAAAACCACAGUGAACUGGUAGAGAAGCUCGCAACAAAACUCAAGGGGUUUAGGGACCUGGAACCCGCAGAAACACUAUUUAUUGAACUUUACAAUGCCUAUGGAUCUGAUAAUUGUAUAUUUUUUGCAUUCGUGCUCAACUUCUUUGAACUCGAACCUGGACAAGCUCUUUUUAUACCUCCAAACACAAUGCACUCUUAUGUCUCAGGUGAUUGUGUUGAGAUAAUGAAGUGCUCUGACAACGUGAUUAGAUGUGGACUGACACCUAAGCUGAAGGACACUAAAUUAUGUCUGAGAUUGCUCGAGGAGAAUCUAAAAAACACACCUGCAAAGGACUUUUACGUCACUGGCUUGAAGAUAUCUGACUAUAUCCUCAAAUAUGACCCUCAGGAUCCAGUCUGCAACUUCAUUACCUGGUCAUUUUCCCUAGGCCCUGGAGAUCAAGACACUUUUGUUUCAUCCAAAGAACCCUGUUUAUGCAUAGUUUUGGAUUCAAACUCUGAAGUAAAGUUUAGACUAAACCCUUGUCCCAACAGCGCCACCUCACGACCUAAGGAAACUUUUAUUUCAAAUGUUCGGAUCGGAGACUGCUUUCUCCUACCCCCAUUCACUGAACUAAAUGUUCGAAACGGUCACGGAGUCCACGGCUUUAAAAUGUACAUUUCCUCUGAAAAAUCUUCCAACAAAGUGUAA
Molecule: messenger RNA, 1356 nt
Organism: Theileria annulata
Lineage: Eukaryota; Apicomplexa; Aconoidasida; Piroplasmida; Theileriidae
Product: mannose-6 phosphate isomerase, putative
Exons: 3
Coding region: 1-1356 (451 amino acids)
Biological process (GO): GDP-mannose biosynthetic process; carbohydrate metabolic process
Cellular component (GO): cytosol
Molecular function (GO): mannose-6-phosphate isomerase activity; zinc ion binding
Source: RefSeq, a predicted model, not a curated record